GCGCAGUGUCAGACUCCAAUCAACAAAGAAAGGAGGGGAACAACGAUACCCAGACACCAGGAGUUUGCGGUGACAGAAAUUGAGGCACCAACAGGGGGGCAUAGGUCCUCGUGGAAGCCAUCUUCUUACGUGAAACGCUCCAGGGAACAGUUCAGGGUCGACAAGGACCUCAUCCGUUUCGGGAAUUAUAGGUAUGUCGUAAUAGUCGACAUCAGGAUAACGAGUAGUUUCUUUGUCAAAAAUUCAGUUGGCCCUGAUCCCAGUUGGCUAUCCAUGGUCUAUCGGAAUGUGCUGAUGUGGAGCGAUAAUGGUGCCCUAAAUGGAAAUGCCCCGUCUGUCAAUAAUGUGUCUGAUAAGCGCUCCACUGCAUCGAUAAGAGAACAAAAGAGAUACAAGGAACGGAGUUCCACAAGCCAGACACCUGAUGCUCGGCUGAUAGCUCCGAAAACGGAUCGUUCCAAGGGCGGCCAAGGCGGGUGGUGACACAUCCAUAAAGUAUGGUUGUGCGCAAACUGGAGCUGGCGAAAAACUGCCAAAGGGUAGAGUGUGUCUCAUACAUAUUCCGUAUUGAUGACAAGAGGUCGCUGAGAGGUGCUGUUGCAGCGUGCCAGUGGUCCUCUGAUGUUGUCUCUCGCGCGAGCAGGCGCACACCAGUGGACCAAUCGCACAAGUCGCCGUACAUGCGACUGACGAGUAAAGACGGUCGUGGGCCAACCUGGGAUAGCGCUAUUAUCGAACUAGUCAAAAACAAG
Dacryopinax primogenitus is the source of this 752-nucleotide messenger RNA. RefSeq lists its product as uncharacterized. The transcript has a single exon. Lineage: Eukaryota; Fungi; Basidiomycota; Dacrymycetes; Dacrymycetales; Dacrymycetaceae. The coding region runs from base 274 to 483 and encodes 69 amino acids. The record is from RefSeq and is a predicted model, not a curated record.